Trichoderma gamsii is the source of this 891-nucleotide messenger RNA. RefSeq lists its product as hypothetical. The transcript has 2 exons. The record is from RefSeq and is a predicted model, not a curated record. The coding region runs from base 1 to 891 and encodes 296 amino acids. NCBI's taxonomy places the organism in Eukaryota, Fungi, Ascomycota, Sordariomycetes, Hypocreales, Hypocreaceae.
AUGGCAGAGCCAAGUCAGACCGAAGCAGUUGCCCACGGUAGCAUGGCCAGUGUAUCAACGAUUGCCAUUCCGUUAUUUGCGACGACACAUACGCACAGUGAAUUGGCAGACAGUAUCCAGUCUACUGCUGAUGCCACUUCAACCGCUAUUCACAUGACUUGUCCUGAAUAUCACCAGCAAUCUCAAACAGAUGCAGACAUUAUGAAUCAAACUACAGACACCACCUUCUCUGAGAAUAGAAUUUAUAGACAGAAACAAGCCCCUUUCAAAUGCAGAGACUGCAAUAAGACAUUUGCCAGAUCAGACGUCUUGAGGCGCCAUAGGAAUGAAAAGCACGCCGCAAGAAUAGACGAGUACCUCUGCCCAAGCAUGGGUUGUAAGAAGUCUCAGAAGGGCCACGGAUUCAAAAGGCGUGACAAAUUGAAAAAACAUGAGAUGAAUUCAUGCAAGGGCCGAGUGCGGGCAAUUUCUUGGAACCAGAGCUCGGCAAGCACUUCAACCAUGACUGUCUCCACGCCCGAUGAUACUACAAACGCCCAUUCUAUUCAUCAAGAGAGCAGCCCCGUUGCGAGGGCAGACGACACAGCGAUAUCAAGUGUCAUAACGUUGCAGAAUCAAGAUGUGAUCUCGAAACUGCAGACGCGCUCCCGAACGGAGGAGGAGGCUCUUCUCAGAAAGGAAAAAGAGUGCCAAGGCGGACGCGAGCGCCUUGCUAGUCUUCACACCGUUAUUAGACUAUACGAAAAUGAACCUCUUUUGAAUCAAGGUAUUAUCUUAGUUCUACAACGACGCUGCCGUGCUGAGGAAGACGCUAUUUCGAUCAAGGAGGAGGAAAGUCAAGAGAUGCGCAAGCACCUUGCUAGUCUGCACGCGGUCAUUGAACUAUAUUAA